Acanthosepion pharaonis is the source of this 1506-nucleotide messenger RNA. NCBI's taxonomy places the organism in Eukaryota, Metazoa, Mollusca, Cephalopoda, Sepiida, Sepiidae. The record is from the annotation of a GenBank genome assembly.
AUGAUUUGGUCAACGACACGACCCAAGAGGCCGAACACUAUAAUUAACGCCCUGCCUAGAGAAUUUGCCGGAAAAAGUUGGCAGGACAAAAUCCGUGACGUCCGCAGUGAACUUAUCCGUAAUAAUGCCGAUGCGUUCAUUGUGACCAGCCUGGAUGAAAUAGCAUGGCUUUAUAACCUACGCGGCAAUGAUGUCCCAUACAACCCCUUCUUUUUGUCUUAUGCAAUCGUUGAACGACAAAAAAUAAGGUUGUACUUGUAUGAACACGAGAAGAAAUUGACCAGUCGACCCACGGACAGGCAAACGAAAAAAAAUUUGUACGAACAUCUUAACACAGGAAGGGAUGGCCAGUGUCACGGGAAAUCCGAAUGUGUCGAGGUGUACAGUUAUGACGAUUUACUAAAAGAUGUAAAGGAAAUAUCCUACCGGUCUCAGAACAAAAUCUGGAUUAGUCACAGAUGCAAUUACGCUAUUUAUGCUCUCAUUCCUCCGGCGAAAUUAUUGCAAACAAUGUCACCAAUUUCUGUCAUGAAAGCCGUUAAAAAUGACGUGGAGAGGAAAGGAAUGGAAAAUGCCAAUAUUCGUGAUUCCGUUGCCCUCAUCGACUUCAUUCAAAAGCUUGAAAAAGAAGUUAAAGACGGCAGAAGAUGGACCGAAAUGUCUGCUGCAGCAGAAUUGGAAAAAGUUAGACGUCGUCAAAAAUACAACCGUGGCUUAAGCUUCCGCACAAUUUCAGGUUCUGGUCCAAAUGGUGCCAUUAUUCACUACACUGUAUCGAACAUCACUGAUCGCGAUAUCACCACUCGAGACGUCUACCUCUUAGAUUCAGGAGGACAAUACUUAGAUGGAACCACGGACAUUACCAGAACUUUUCAUUUUGGAACCCCAACUAGUUAUGAGAGAGAAUGCUACACGCGUGUUUUGAUGGGUUUUAUUGAUUUAGCUCGACGUCGAUGGCCAGAAGGAACCAUGGGUUCUUUCUUGGAUUCCUUCGCCCGCCAACAUUUGUGGGAUGUUGGCCUCGUUUACUUACAUGGAACCGGUCAUGGCAUUGGAGCUUACCUCAGUGUUCAUGAGGGUCCAUCCGCUUUAACAGCUCAUAUGAAAAAGCACGACGUGCCAUUAAUGGAUGGAAUGUUUCUUUCGGAUGAACCAGGAUUUUAUGAAGAUGGUAAAUUUGGUAUUCGUCUGGAAACGGCACUUAUGGUCCAAGAAGUAAGAACAAAGUACCGCUAUAAAAACAUGAGGUUCUUGAGUUUCAAGCCAGUCACAUUGGUGCCUUUUGAGACAAACUUGAUUGAUUACUCAAUGCUGAACAGAGGUCAUAUUGAAUAUUUGAACUAUUACAAUCGUCUCUGCUCAGAUGUCAUCGGUCCCGAACUGCUGCGUCUUGGGAAGUACGAUGCAAUCGAAUGGUUGCGUAAAAGAACCAUACACCUUAGUGGUGCUGCUAAAAAUUCGUCUAUUUUAUUCAUUUUUGUAUUGAUGUUGUACUUCGUGUUAUAA